Messenger RNA from Centruroides sculpturatus (bark scorpion), 574 nucleotides. RefSeq lists its product as uncharacterized. The transcript has 3 exons. Bases 23 to 574 code for a protein of 183 amino acids. Lineage: Eukaryota; Metazoa; Arthropoda; Arachnida; Scorpiones; Buthidae. The record is from RefSeq and is a predicted model, not a curated record.
CCAAUUUUCAACAAAUCUUUAUAUGCCACCGCAUCUGGGUACAUCAACUGCGGUACCAACACAUACUAUACCCGUUAAUAGUGUACCACAAGGGUCGGUGGGAUCACACUCUAAUGCUUCAACUCCUCACUCUCAUGCAUCGUCUCCUGUAAAUCAGCCGCCGUCAAACGGAACCCACAUUACUCCUGCUCACACUCCUACCCCAACUGGACAUCCUGGACCGGCUCUCACCCCUCAGCCUAUUGUGUAUCACGGACUCAUACAACAUUCUCUUCAGUCUGGCACUAACGUUCUUAAUUCUACAACCUCCCUGAAUAAUCACAUAGCUCACUUUAAUCAACAUUCCCAUAAUAACCAUCCUAAUUACGAGGCAUCAUCACACCUGUUGGUGUUCAUGCCCCAACAAUUUCAUCCAGUAUUUCAGAGUUAUCCUAUCCAUGGCCAGAAUCCCGGCAACCAUACAACUACACCCACCCAGAUAAUACCGCAUAGCGUCAUUCACUCUAAUGCCAUUUCUACAUCAAUGGCAAGUGCUCCUUUUAUACCAAAUCAUCAAGCCGAAAAUGUCGAAUGA